CAGAGGCACUGCAAGCCUCGCCGUGGAUGCUGGCAGGGUAUGCAGCUGUUUUUGGGCUUUCGCUUCAUGUGACUUUGUUUCGUCCGUCGCUGUUUAUCGUGGAAGAAUAUCUCUACAAGUUGUUGGGGCUAUAUGCGACUGCCGUCAUUGCUGCUGCUUUCGCAUUCUUUACCGUCACUGAGUUUUCUGUGCUGCAGAUUAUCGCAAGAGUCGGUUUAAUUGCACUUUCAUUCAACACCGGCUUCAUCUUCAGUCUCAGUCUUUAUCGAUUAUUUUUCCAUCGUCUGCAUCGCUUUCCAGGCCCUGUUGCGUCCAAACUCACCCGCUUUUACGAUGCGUGGCUGGCAGGGAAGAAUGUGCAGUACAAUGUCGAGAUAGACAAACUGCACAGCCAAUAUGGCGACUUUAUCCGGACUGGCCCCCGCGAAAUCUGCAUCGUCCGCAAAUCCGCCGUCCCUCUGCUGUUUGGCCCUCAAUCCGACUGCCUCAAAUCGACUUAUUAUGCGCAGGCAUCGCCGGACCCGAAGAAAUGCUCUGUCCAUCAUACGCGCGACUUCGACGAUCACAGACGGCGACGGAAGGCGUGGGAUCGGGGAUUCAGCAUUAAGGCGCUGGGAACAUACGAACCACGAAUUAAAACCAAGGCCGACCUGCUCGUUUCACACAUCGAAUCGAACAUCGACAAACCCCUCGAUGCAACUCCCUGGUCGAUGUUCCUGAGCUUCGACAUUAUGGGCGACGUGGGCUUCGGAAAGGACUUUAACAAUCUCACAACUGGAAUUGAACAUCCGGCGAUCAAAGGUGUGCAUGACCAUAUGGCUGUUUUGGGUGUUUUGGGCCAUGUUCCGUGGCUGCUGAAUGUGCUGGGCUGCAUUCCUGGUGCAACGGCGGGGUAUUCGGGCUUCUUUAAAUGGUGUGCGGAUGAGAUUGAGAGUAAGAAGGAGCGGUGGGACUCGGAGGAAUAUCCUCAAGAUGUUGUCUCGUGGUUAUUGAAGGCAUUCGUAGAGAAAGAUGUUUCUGCUGCUCCGACGGAAGAUUGUCUGCAUGAAGAUUCGCGAGUUGUCAUUGUCGCUGGAAGUGAAACAACCGCAACGACCCUCGCCAACGUGCUCUUCUAUCUCGCCAAAUACCCAGCUGUCCUCACAAAACUCCAACAUCUGCUCGACGAAGCCAUGCCCGGUGGCCCUGAUGACUGGGAUUACAAAAAGAUCAAAGACAUCUCCUUCAUCGACGACAUCAUCAAUGAGACACUCCGUCUCCGACCCGCCGUCAUGACGGGUGGCUAUCGCGUGACUCCUCCCCAGGGCAUCCAGGUCGAUGAAGUCUACAUCCCCGGGGACGUGAAUGUCUUUGUGCCAGUGCAGUGCAUCCAGACCGACGAACGAUACUAUAAACAGUCAAAGCAAUUCAUCCCGGAGCGCUGGGAUGAGCGAAAACAGGAAUUGGGGACUGAGGGAGCUCCGUUUUUGCCGUUUUUACUGGGACCAUAUGUCUGUCCCGGCAAGAAUCUGGCCAUGAUGAGUCUUCGUAUUUCCAUCUCAACAUUGGCCCAGAAAUACAAUAUUACUUUUGCGCCUGGUGAGACCGGAGAUGCGUUCGACAAGGGUGCGCUGGAUACGUUUACGACUACGCUGCCUCCAUUGCAGAUGAUGUUUCAGCCGAGAUAGCCGUAUUAGGAAUAUGGGGUAGAUG
Aspergillus wentii DTO 134E9 is the source of this 1692-nucleotide messenger RNA. RefSeq names its product cytochrome P450. Gene Ontology annotation, molecular function: monooxygenase activity; iron ion binding; heme binding. The coding region runs from base 27 to 1667 and encodes 546 amino acids. The transcript has 6 exons. NCBI's taxonomy places the organism in Eukaryota, Fungi, Ascomycota, Eurotiomycetes, Eurotiales, Aspergillaceae. The record is from RefSeq and is a predicted model, not a curated record.